GCGUGGCUACUUGCUCCGGGCCCGCGAUCGUCGUGUCUCCAUCGCCAGCCGCGCAUCCCCCUGCCUCCGACAAGAUCCCAAAUCCACGCUCCCGGCCGGCGGAAUGCCGGCCGAGCGCGUCGACGUCGCGGUCACCUCGCGGACGCUGGUGCGGGCGUCCGACCCGCCGCGGGGCUUCCCGGCCGUGCUCCCGGCCUCCAACCUCGACCUCAUCCUCGGCUCGUUCCACACCUACCUCGUCGCCGUCUACCCGGCCCCGGCCGCGGGCUUCCCCGCGGUGGCCGCGGCCGCGAGCGCCGCGCUGCCGGCCUUCCUCUCCCGGUUCUUCCCCUUCGCCGGCCGCGUCGUCACCAACGCCUCCACGGGCGUCCCCGAGAUCGCCUGCGACAACGCCGGCGCGGAGCUCGUGGUGGCGGAGGCCGCGGCGAGGCUGGCGGACGUCGAUUUCGCCGACGCCGACCGCUCGCUCGCCCGCGUCGCCGUGCCGUUCCGCCAGGGCCUCGCGCUGUCGCUGCAGCUCGUCCGGUUCGCCUGCGGCGGGUUCGCGCUGUCGUGGGGCACCGACCACCUCCUCGCCGACGGCCACGGCCUCACGAUGCUGCCCAACGCGUGGGCGGAGCUCCUCCGCACCGGGGGCCUCUCGUGGGAGCCCCACCACGAGCGGGCGUCGCUCUUCCGCCCCCGCUCGCCGCCGCGGUUCAGCCCGUCGCUGGACGCCGAGUUCACGCGGUACGCGCCGGCGGGGCUCCCCAACACCCUCCUGACGGCUGCCCUCGUGCGCCGCAACUACGUGGUCUCCGCCGCCGACGUCGCCCGCCUCCGCACCGCGGCCAGCACCCCCGCCCGCCGCGCCACCCGGCUCGAGGCCCUGUCCGCGCACGUCUGGAAGCUGCUCGCCGCGGCGGUGGGCGGGUCCGACACCCACUGCCGCAUGGCGUGGCUCGUCGACGGGCGGCCCCGCCUCGACCCCGCCAGGUACGACGCGGGCACCGUGCGCCGGUACCUCGGCAACGUGUUGACGUACGCGUCGCGGGAGGCGGCCGUGGAGGCCGUGUCGUCGGCGACGCUGGCCGAUGUGGCGGCGAUGGCGGGCGCGGCCAUCGCGGAGGUGUUCCGGUCGGAGCGGUUCGAGGAGCUGGUAGACUGGAUGGAGGCGCGCAAGGGGGUGUUCCGAGAGGGCGGCAAGUGGACGGAGGCGGUGGGCGUGGGGACGGGGAGCCCCGCGCUGGUGGUCUCGGCGUUCGUGCCGUUCCGCGUGGAGGGGGACUUCGGGUUCGGGCGGCCGCGGCUGGUGAUGCCGUGGGUGCGGCCGGGGCGGCUGGGUUCCGCGGCCAUGACGGUGGCGCGGAGCCCGCGGGAGGACGGGUCGUGGGUGAUCACCGCCAGGCUGUGGCCGCGGCUGGCCGACGCCGUGGACGCGGACCCGGAGGCCGUGCUCAAGCCGGCCACGGCCGCGCGGCUCGGGUUCGGCGAGCCCGAGCCGGCGGCAGGCGUGGCGCAGCAUGCGAGCCGCUUGUGAGGAGUUCGGACUUCGACCGGCGGGUCUCCCCGGGCUGUGCCGUGGAGGGAUGCCGUGUGAGAAUUGAGAUGUGGCGCCGACACGUUGUACUGUCUCAAUUCUUGUCGACGCCAGCUCGAGACAAAGUAUUUUGGAUCUACUGCUAGCCCUUGUUUAAGCCUUGUAACAAGUUGCCUAACUUUGGGGUGUCCAAAUUACUGUAGCGACACUGUAGCGUUUCGUUUGUACUUGUAAAUUAUUGUCCAAAUAUUGACUAAUUAGGCUCAAAAGAUUCGUCUCGCAAAGUACAA
Setaria italica (foxtail millet) is the source of this 1809-nucleotide messenger RNA. RefSeq names its product anthranilate N-benzoyltransferase protein 1. The transcript has a single exon. Gene Ontology annotation, molecular function: acyltransferase activity, transferring groups other than amino-acyl groups. Lineage: Eukaryota; Viridiplantae; Streptophyta; Magnoliopsida; Poales; Poaceae. Bases 104 to 1519 code for a protein of 471 amino acids. The record is from RefSeq and is a predicted model, not a curated record.